CCACUCUCUAUCCCUGAUUCAAUCGCCUGAUCCCUUCGCUGAUUGCCCAUUUUGCCCUAAAUUCACAUUUGAACAUUCUUAAUUGCUGAAUUUUAACCCUAAUUUCAUGGAGGCUGCUGCAACAAAGGUGAAGAAGGGUGCUGGAGGAAGGAAGGGCGGCGGCCCGAAGAAGAAGCCGGUGUCCCGUUCAGUCAAAGCCGGUCUGCAAUUCCCGGUCGGUAGAAUUGGCCGUUACUUGAAAAAGGGUCGCUACGCCCAGCGGGUCGGCACUGGAGCCCCGGUUUACAUGGCAGCUGUUCUUGAGUAUCUUGCUGCUGAGGUUUUGGAGUUGGCUGGAAAUGCAGCUCGGGACAACAAGAAGAACAGAAUUAUCCCGAGGCAUGUGUUAUUGGCUAUCAGGAACGAUGAGGAGCUUGGAAAAUUGCUGCAAGGAGUAACCAUUGCUUAUGGUGGAGUGCUUCCGAACAUUAAUCCAGUAUUGUUGCCAAAGAAGGCUGGUGGAGAUAAGGCCACUAAAGAACCAAAAUCACCCUCAAAGGCUACCAAAUCCCCCAAGAAGGCUGCAGCUUAGUUUAGCUUAGAAUGAGUUUUUAGAAUAAUUGGGUAGGAGAGGAUGAAGAUUGUAAUGUGUAGUUAUGUUGUUAGACCCCUUUCUCUUUGAAUCCAUGAAUGAAAAGUGAAAACCCUUGUUUCAGUUCUU
This is a messenger RNA of Olea europaea var. sylvestris, 700 nucleotides long. RefSeq names its product histone H2A-like. Gene Ontology annotation, molecular function: protein heterodimerization activity; DNA binding; structural constituent of chromatin. The transcript has 2 exons. Gene Ontology annotation, cellular component: nucleosome. Lineage: Eukaryota; Viridiplantae; Streptophyta; Magnoliopsida; Lamiales; Oleaceae. The coding region runs from base 107 to 571 and encodes 154 amino acids. The record is from RefSeq and is a predicted model, not a curated record.